Oppiella nova is the source of this 3110-nucleotide messenger RNA. NCBI's taxonomy places the organism in Eukaryota, Metazoa, Arthropoda, Arachnida, Sarcoptiformes, Oppiidae. The record is from the annotation of a GenBank genome assembly.
AAAACUCUCAUUAUUUGCAUUUAAUCUAUAAUUUCAUAAACAUUUCAAACCAUUUGUUUGAAUGAUUUUGUGUGGCAUUGGUGUCAACCCUUUGAAACCCACAUCUCAUGCAUGCGUUUACCGGCGAUUGACUACUGAUUGGUGUGUUGUGUGACCCGAUGGACACCCGAUGGACAGACUGUCUCGACAACGGCAACAACAAGAAGGCUCUUCAGGAGGCGGACAAAGUGCUGAAGAAGCAGAAGGACUUGGUUUGCGCUAAAGUGCUGAAGUCGUUGGCGCUCUUAAGACUCGGCCGACAGGAGGAGAGUCUUCGUCUCCUACAAGAAGUCCACUCCGACUCACCCACUGAUGACUCCACACUACAGGCGAUGACUAUAUGCUAUCGAGAGCUGCAUAAAAUUGAAUUAAUAGCCGACGCCUACGAGAAAGCGCUGAAAAAGGAGCCGAAGAACGAAGAGCUUCACUCACAUCUGUUUAUGGCUUACGUCCGGUUGAGUGACUACAAGAAGCAACAGUUGGCGGCUAUUAAUCUCUAUCGACUGAAACCCAAGAAUCCCUACUAUUUUUGGGCCGUUAUGAGUGUCUUAAUGCAGGCUAUCAGUGCAAAGGACGCGACCAUCGCUCAGACGGUGACACUUCCGUUGGCGGAGAAGAUGUGCAAAAAGUUUUUGGACGAAAAUAAGAUCGAAGCCGAGGCUGAGGUCGAGCUCUAUAUUCUGAUUCUGGAGAAGCAAAAGAAGUACAACGAAAUGCUGGCGCUUAUGGACAGCCCUAUCGGCGCUAAACUCAGCAAUCAUUUGGACUUUUUGUUCAAAAGAAGAGCCGAUCUCUUGAGGCUUUUGGACAGAUAUGAAGACGCGUUCGAGGCAUACAAACAAUUGAUUGAUAAUAAUUUGGAUCAAAUUGAUUACUACAAGGAAAUCAUUAGUAUAUCGUUUGCGUUGAAUGACAAGUCAGGCAAAGACUCGAAUGCCACUCAAAACCAUUACUUGUGUUUAGUAAUGAAUUUUAUAGACAAUUGUAUCGAAAAGAGUGGCAUUAGUUCGGCAUUAGUUGAUGACAACAGAGCGGAUCAGCCAAAGCCGGUGCCGCGUCUAAGAGGUCCUUAUUUGGCGAAAAUGCUUUUGUUUGGUUUGUUAGACAAACGGCAACGAACUCAGGGAGACGUCCAGCAACUGCUCAAACAGAUGACUAAUUCCGCCACUGAUUUGCUGUUUGAAUAUUUCGUUGAAUUCGGUUCAAAACAAGCGGCUAUUUAUGACUUGUUUUAUGCUUUAGAAGAGAUCCACUUAACUGAAGAGGAGGUCCAGACUUUAAUUCUUGAGAUGAAACAAUCGAUUUCUCGUAUAUCACAAGAUUAUAAAGACUUGAAUUCAAUGCAUAAGUUGAUGACUUACCACUACGUCCGCCACUUUUUGGGACAAAAUGACGCCUUGAGUAGAGAUAAUCGACAGAAACUGGUCGAGCAUUUGAACGAAAUGUACGAAAACUACUACAAGAAUAUAAUUUUGAAGAGUGAUGUCAUGCCAACCGAAGCCCAAUCGACGGAUCCGUUUGUGACUCUUAUGGCGUGUAUUCUAUUCGCGGACAACGAUUUAGACGACGAUAUGUUGAGUCAAACGAUUAUACUUCUGGAGAAAUCGCUAAUCAAAACGGUCGGUGCUAGUCAUUCACUACUGGAGUCGCUGGACGUCAAGCAUAUUCAAUACGACUCACUCGGAUAUGUGAUUACGACUGCCAUGAUAACCGGCGCCCACUUCACCUCCAGUUCCCAACUCUUGGGAAAUACACUUAAGUUUUAUUCGGCAAACUUCAAAGAUACUUUAGACUAUUUGAUAUCGUGUUAUAAAUUCGGUUCGUUUACUAAAGUCCAAGAGAUUCUCAGUUUUCGGGAUCGACUCAACAAUUCAUUGCAAUACUGUUUGUCAGCCGUUGAGCGAAUGGUUUUGGAUCUGAUCUUAGAGACUAAAAAUCAUGACUCGACUAAAGAUAUAAUAAAUUAUAUGGAAAUAGAUGUCGAAAAUGAUAAGUUUGUGUGGAAUGAGAUCUCCGAUAACCGAGACUUUAGUGUUAUUCGAAGUAAUCAUCAAAAAAGCGAGCGAUUAAUGAAAGACAAUGAAAAGCAGACAUUUGCCGACGAAAUACUAUGGCUUAAGAUCAGGAAUUUGAUAAUCAGAGCGAUCGCUGCCUCACAUAAUCUCGCUUCGGGUAAACCUGAGGUCUCUAAAGAGGAGUUCACUAAUAAUAACACCAAAAACGGCGCCGAAACUAAUGGCACAGUUAUCCGAAGUAAUGCCGAUAUGUUGAGAGAUCUCUCGCUGAAGUUUAAAGAAUAUAUCUCUUGUGUCCACUCAUCGAAAUUUGCAGAUUCUUUGAUAUCCAUCGAUGGCCCCAAUCGAGCGAUCGCUGCCUCACAUAAUCUCGCUUCGGGUAAACCUGAGGUCUCUAAAGAGGAGUUCACUAAUAAUAACACCAAAAACGGCGCCGAAACUAAUGGUACAGUUAUCCGCAGUAAUGCCGAUAUGUUGAGAGAUCUCUCGCUGAAGUUUAAAGAAUAUAUGUCUUGUGUCCACUCAUCGAAAUUCGCAGAUUCUUUGAUAUCCAUCGAUGGCCCGAAUCGGUCGCGAAUUGUUUUAUUUAAGGAAUCGUUGUUAACUGAUAUAAAAUCCGGUGAUAUAUUCGCCAUAAUUGUAGACAAAUUAGAAGAAGUGGUUAAGAAUACAAAGACAUUAUUCUGUAUUCAGUCAACUCUGGAACAGUUGACGAAUGCAAUCGAGACGUUGAGUAUAGCAAUCAUUUUUUUGGGAUUCUGUCAAUCAAUUAUGAAAAGCUCUUUGAAUAUCAAUUCAAAUAAAAAGAAUCGAAGAAAGAAAGAGACGUCCGGAUCAGCUGAAGAGACCACCAGUGGUUUAGUGAAGACAUACGAUUCACUGAUUUCCAAGUUUGAAGAGUCGGCUCAACGUAUUGACACAAUUCUCAAGUCCCUCAACAUAUCGUCCGUUUUUGACGAACGCUUUGCUUCCAAUCAAUCAAUGCGGUGGCUACUGUUAACCUCUGUUGCGAUCGGAAUCGGAGGUCAGAUAUCGGUCACGAAACGCAGCGCCUAG